UGUGUAUAUAUAUAUAUACAUCUUAAAUAAUUGUAUGUAUUUAGUAAUGAACUCUGUUAGGCAAUGGUAUACAGUAUUGGAGACAGUGUGGGUGUGGUGUGUUGGUCUUUGAGAAAAUUGAUUGGCCAUGUGAUGAUUCACUCUCCUGCCUGUUGACAUCAUCACCAGGAUCCUCCCUCCCUCUUCCUCCCUCCGCCUCCAUCGUCCAUCCUCCUCCUCCUCCUCCUCCUCCUCUUCUUCUUCCUACCGGUACUCCGUGCGCCUCAGCGCGGCGAUGGUGGACUCCGGACCCGGCGAGGCCACGACGACGACGUCGUCGAGGAAGCCCUUCUCGGUACCGGAGAUCCCCCCACUAGACCGCUGCGACUUCGGCCGCGCCAAGAUCCGCGCCAGCGUGCGUUGGCUGCUGUGCAAAUCUUACGGCUGUGCAGAAAAUGUGCCGGUGGAGUUGCGGGAGCCGCUCUAUCAGGACCAGUAUGACCAAGAGCACCUCAAACCGGCCGUCUCCAAGCUGCUCCUCUCCCCGGAGAUCUACUGCCGAGCUCAGGCCUUGCUUGCGCAGACACACGGGGCCCCCUCCUCGGCCUCGCAGGACUCGCCCUGUGACAACUGCGCCUUGCUGCACUUCCUCACAAAGAAAGGUGUGGCCCCGCAAGUCCAGGAUGUGGACGUCACCGAGGACGACCUCAGAUGCACCCCCAUCAAGAUGAAAGCCCACCUGGCCCUGAUGGACUCGAUGAUGUCACUGGCCAGCAGGGAGAUCGUGCACAGGGUGAAAAUAGCGGCCGAAGCUGAGCAGAUGGGCGUCGGAGCGCCCUGGGAGAAUGCGCUGCUCUUCUGGGUCAACAGGUUGAACCAGAAGCUGAGAGAAAGCACCGAGGAGGAAGAGACACCCAAGCCGCCGCAGCAGAUCACUGACCCCCAGCACUCCCAGGAAACGCAGGGCCCGCCCACCCGUUGGUAUUGGAAACUCGUCCCCCAUGCUAUCGCUUUUUGUUUGAAGGAGUCGGGGAACAAACCUCCAGUGAUCCGCUACAGGAAGGACAAAGUGCAGUCCAAGCUGACUCCCACCUUCCCUCUGGUCACCGCGGUCAAAGAUUUGUCUAAUGGCUGUGCUAUAGCUGCUGUGCUACACUUCUACUGCCCCGGCGUGCUUCCACUCGAGGAUGUAUGUCUGAAGGACACCAUGUCAGUGGCCGACAGUCUUUACAACCUGCAGCUGAUUAAAGAGUUUUGCGAGAGCACUUUGCAGAGCUGCUGCCUCCUUCGCCUGGAAGACCUUCUCUAUGCUCCGCCUCUUCUGCAUCUGAACAUCCUGAGUUUUGUCGCCGAGCUGCUGGAGUGGUUCGAGGUCAAGAAGCCUGAUUUUGUACAACCGAUACAAGCCAUUGACCUCACAGAUAUUUCGGGUGUCGUGUUUUGUACGAGUCCUGUCAGUGGGAACAGCAACAGUGGAUCUCCUUUGUUCGUCUUCAAACAACCUUUUGUGACCGCCCCCUCCCCAGUAUCACCGGAAAACAAAAGUUGGACAAAGAAACAAAUCAGUCGUCCUCUGUCCGCAGUGACUUUCAGCAUCCCAUUUGGGCUGGACAGUGAUGUUGAUGUUGUCAUGGGCAACCCAAUAGAUUCUGUCUUUCGCUCUGUCAGCACGGACAGCCCGGGCGCCGGCAUCCCCGCACCGACUUCGCUGGCGGGGAUGACUCGCGCACCCUACAGCCCCCCGGAGGACCUCAGUCACCUGGUCAGCGCUUCGGCACCAUCGCAGCGGUCUUCUUGGGGGCCCUAUGCGCACCCGCCGCCUCUGGGAGAGCUGCCCGCCGUUGAAGAGGCAUUACACGCGGCCCCCGCCAGUAAGGAUCGAAACAAGGGAAGGACCGCAGAGAAAGAUGUGAAGGGAGUUUUGACAACAAGACCAGAACCUAGGUUAUGUCCCGAGGGCGCCCCUGCCGGUUUCUUCCUGCACUCCCCGUUGGAGGAGACCCCUCAGCUCAGUAGUUCUGUCCCUUGCCACUCGGGAGUCAUUUAUCGGCCGGUAGGUGGAGAAGCGAGUAAUAACGAUGGGAGGAGUCAGAGGAAGGAGAGGCAAUCGCGGGCAACUGACAGGUCACGUGACGACGACUCUGUCUUGCGAGACGGCAGCGUUGACUCAUCGGAGGCAUCCGACAACGCCCCCAGAAACGCCCCCGGUAAUAUGCGACCCACUAAAAAUCAUCACGGACACAACAGCGCCAACGGCAGCCCACGCAUGACAAGCUUUGCGGAGCGACGGGAUAACAGAAGAAGACAUCCCGUCGCUUCUGGGGAAGACUUUACCACUCCUCUGACUCCGACGACCCCGGGAACGCCGCACGCUCCCUCCACGCCAGCAGGAACUCCCGGUCAGAAGGAUAGCCCUGGCCUCAGAGGUCCCGAGCCGGGUUCGGAGGCCUGGGAGCUGGGAGCUCGCCUGGAGGAAAAACGCAAAAGCAUCGAAGCCCAAAAGAAACGAAUUGAGGCCAUCUUUGCCAAGCACAGACAGAGGCUCGGAAAAACGGCUUUCCUUAAAAUGAAACGAGAACAAGGGGAGGGUUGGGGAGAGGGGACGGAGAAGAAGAACCUCUCUCUGGAGGAGCGCCUCACUCUCAUGGAGGAGCAGCUGAAAAAGGAGGACGAAACGCAAAAGGCAGAAAGGGAGGCGGACAAGGAGAAAGCCAAGCCGUCCGUCUCCGAGCCUCCGCGGCUGGAGAAGCAAGUCACAUUCUCGAUGGACGGCAAAACGGGACAAGAGAAAGAAAAGGCGUCGGAGAAAGAGAAAGGAGGCGAUGCCAUUCUUGUGGAGUAUAAUGAAAUUGUCCAGAAACUGAGUGAAGCUUUGCAGUCACUGCAGAAGGACAUGCAGAAAUUAACGGAACAGCAGCAGCAGCUUCUGGGCAACCAAAGACCAAGAAGCUCCCAAAAAGUCACCCCAAAGUCAAAACCCAAAGGUAACACCAAGGCGCUCGCCAAAACCCCUCCUCCCACACCCGCAAAGACACCCCCAAGAACCCCGACCAAGAAUCCGGCCACGAGUACCGGCAAAGCCUGGAUGAUUCCACCCGGUCCCAAAACUUCCUCGGUGUCGUCGCCGUCCCGACGGAGCCACACUCUCUCUGCGGCGACUUCGCCGAAAACAAUCGUCUCCUCCUCCUGUCCGGCCCCCCGCACCAAGAUCCACAUCUCGUCAGCCCCCCGCAGUCCCAAACACCAACCGAGAACGCAAACACACCCGCGACCCUCGGAGCUCAAGUUUCCCCCUCUCAGUCGCGUUUUGACUCCGACUCACACCGUGGAUACCCUCCCCCACUUGCGAAGGGUGUCGCCCAGCAAGUGUCAAGUGCAGACGACGUCGUCCUUCCGCAUCGGCGGACUUCGAACUCCCCAGGAGGUUUCUCAGCCCGCGCCGCAGCCCGAUGACAGCGCCUCAGACACCGCGUCCAGUGAGACGCCGACCCAGUUUAGCCUGGAGCUCGAGCAGGACGAUGCCGAGGCGGCCGCGGCGCCCGUGCCGCCUCUCCCGAGGGCCACGAGCGGCAGCAGCUCCGGAGCGCCGUCGGAAUGCUCUUUUGAGAGCGAGACGUUAUCAAUUUCUGCCGCGGGACAGGCCGGAGGGAGAGCCGGAGGUGCCGAGAAGCACUGCAGUAUGAUUGAGGUGUCGCUCUCCUCCCUCGGAGGACCGGAGGAGGGAGGCGGUGACGAACCAACGGAUGAGGGGCAGGACUUUUCAUCCGACUCCAUGAGUGACCAACUGGAAUCUGCGGCCGAGCCUGGACCCGUCAUUGCUUCCGGUGCCGCGGCGCAGUUGGAUUCAGCCACAGAAGCCGGGAACUCUUCAAAACCGCAAACGGAAUCCAGUGGCGGCCGAGCGAAAACCGAUCCCGCAGACCCACUUGAAGAAAACGGCGAGCUUGGAGCCAGAGGAGGGAUAGGAUUCUUUUUUAAGGAGGAUGUCGACAAUGAAGAGGAGAUGGCCCAACGGAAAGCUCUCCUCUUGGAGAGGCAGCAAAGGAGAGCCGAGGAGCUGAAGAGGAGGCGACAGGAGCAAGAACGUGAAAAAAAAAUGGAACCUUCAGACAAGACCGCCUCCUCUCCUGCGAACACACCUCCUAUCGGAAACACCUCACCCUCUCCCACUCCUCCGGCCACUCCAGCCCGACGUGGAGAUUUCACGCGAGCCGAAUACGCCCGGCGGCAGCAGCUGCGGAUCAUGGACGACCUGGACAAGAUGCUGCAGCAGAAAUCAACCAACCAGGGACGAUCACCCGUCAGGAAGACGCGAACGCGGGCACGGCCUCGCAGCGUCACCAGGGAGGAAACGAAGCUGUCUCUGAGCCCCGCCAAAAACGCCACCCCCCCGAAGAUGACCAAGUCUCACUCGUCACUCAACCUGGCCGCGACAGAUGUGGCGGGAAACGAUGACGGCGAUAAGAAAAUCCAAAGCCGACCCGAUUCGCCUGCUGGAUGCGUGACGCCGAGCAGAUUUGCAAAACACAAUGGAGACUGGGAGACCGGUUCAAAUGGAACCCCGCCUGCCCUGGAAUACACAGGUCCAAAGCUCUUCAAAGAACCGAGCUUCAAGUCCAACAAGUUCAUCAUCCAUAACGCUUUGUCUCGCUGCUGCUUGGCCGGAAAGGUCAACGAGCUCCAAAAGAACAAGAUUGUCGAGGAGAUGGAGAAGAGCCCCGCCAACCACUUCCUCAUCCUCUUCCGGGACGCCAGCUGCCAGUUCCGCGGCGUCUACACCGCUAACCCUGAUUCCGCGGAGCUCGUGCGCUUGGCCGGUGUGGGCCCCAAGACGAUAAACUCGACCCAGGUGGAGUCCAUGUACAAGUACAGCUCAGACCGCAAGCAGUUCAGCGCCAUCCCAUCCAAGACCAUGGGCAUGAGCGUGGACGCGUUUACCAUACCUGGACACCUGUGGCACUGCGGAGGGGGGGCGGCUGCAGCAGGAGGAGGAGGAGGCAGCAGGAGGGCAAGCGUCACGAAAAAGGUGCUCGUUUCCAAGUGAACCACACCUUUGCAUAUUGUUGACAUAUCGGAUUUGACCCUAAGGGUCUUUGCAGUGCAAUUCUCAACCCGUCGAGUUUGUCAAAUGCGAAUAGUUUCUUUCAACGGCAGAGUUCGAAGUCGACUGAUUUCAAAGGAUAGCCGAGCCAAUAUAAGACGUCCCGGGCUAGCUUAUAUCCAUCCAUCCAUUUUUUUUCCCGUUCGGGUUUCAGGUGAGCUGGAGUCUUGGGUGUGAUGCCCCCAACAACUGACAACUAUUAAUAAUAAAUUGCUUAUAUGUUGAUAUUGUCGAUGUUUUCUAGCUAUGCAAAUAUGCAAAUACAACACAGUGUUGUCAUGAGAUAUGACUGACCCGAAUUUUUUGAGAUACGAGCCAUCAAUCAGCCUUUUUUUUUUUUGCUUUGACUUGUGAACGAUGCUCAUUUCAACUUAUUUCGCAAGAAGCAGCAGUUUGGUCGAUGCAGAACAUUUUAUCUGGUGCCAAAACAUGUGAUACGACUGACUUUUUGUGGCGAACACAUAAAGGGGAAAGUUGCUUCUUCUGCUUAGGAAAUGUUAGGAAUAAAUUUAAUAUUAUUUUUAACCACAGCUCGACUGAUAACCUGGUAAGCCAAACUCUUGAUAAUGUAAAUGCUCUGCAGUGGGCUCAAUUAAAAAAAAAAAUGGAGCAUGCUGUAUUUAGCCCACGCACCAUAUUUUGUCCACCCCUCCACCAGAAAAUAUGUUUAUAUUUGUUUGGGACAUCAAAUACAUCUGAGGUGAAUGGUGGUUGCCUGUGUGUGUGUGUGUGUGUGUGUGUGUGUGUGUGUGUGUGUGUGUGUGUGUGUGUGUGAGAGUGAGAGAACGAAAGAUCUAACUAAUGUACGUUUAUGCCCCCCCACCUCCCCCCCAAAAAAUGAAAACGUGAUGUUCCUGGUUGCAAAAUGGAGCCGAUUUUGUACCUUGAAACGAAAGGACUUUAGCAUUGUGCUCCUUUGGAGUGCACAUGAAUAAAGUGGUGCUUUACAAAAAGGACUUUCGUGUGUUAAGUGACGGAUUAAACUCUUCUUCAAUCAAAA
This is a messenger RNA of Hippocampus comes (tiger tail seahorse), 6080 nucleotides long. Its product is annotated as calmodulin-regulated spectrin-associated protein 3-like. The record is from RefSeq and is a predicted model, not a curated record. Gene Ontology annotation, biological process: cytoplasmic microtubule organization; negative regulation of microtubule depolymerization; neuron projection development. NCBI's taxonomy places the organism in Eukaryota, Metazoa, Chordata, Actinopteri, Syngnathiformes, Syngnathidae. Bases 275 to 5023 code for a protein of 1582 amino acids. Gene Ontology annotation, molecular function: spectrin binding; calmodulin binding; microtubule minus-end binding. Gene Ontology annotation, cellular component: microtubule minus-end. The transcript has 19 exons.